AUGCACGAUGCUUUAGGUUUCGUUUUCUGCAAUUCGAGGCACGGGAACACCGUGCUGUGUUACGGGAACUACAGGUAUAGAAAGGGUUACGUGUACAGCGACGGGGAGAGGAUCAAAUGGGAGUGCGUGAAGGUCGGCAGGUCGCGGGGCUCGUGCGGUGCAGCCGUUGUCACCUUGGACGGAACCGUGGUCGACGUCAAGAGCAUCCACAACCAU
Messenger RNA from Iphiclides podalirius (scarce swallowtail), 216 nucleotides. Lineage: Eukaryota; Metazoa; Arthropoda; Insecta; Lepidoptera; Papilionidae. The record is from the annotation of a GenBank genome assembly.